AUGCAGCGCUUCGAGGUCGGAGUGAGUGACGCUACCGGUGUGGUGGGAGGUGCCGCGGUCUUCUCUUGCGACGUUCCUCCGACUGUGGCUCGACAUGUGUCUCUCAUGUCUUGGAGUGUCGACGGGCGCUCCCUCUCCGUCUCCACCAGGCCAGAUGGUCGCUAUUGGGUGCUGCCGAGUGGUGAGCUUUUAAUCUUGAGCCUCACCGCCACUGACGCUUACUCCCGCGUGUCCUGCCGCGCCUCCCACUCUUUUGACAACUCCCCCAGAGCCUCCAACACUGCCCGAGUCAUCGUGACAGCCUUAUCUUGCUUCACUGCUGUCAUCCUUAACCUCGCUGGCCGCCUUGCCUCUCCCUUGCAAUCGUUCACUUGGAUGCUGGACGAGGAAUACAUGUGGUAUAAGGAGGACGAGACUCGCGGGCGUGUGGAUGUGAAGGCAAGUGGAGGCGGAGGACGGCUCAGGGUGGUGGAGGGCCAGCUUGUCAUUACCGGAGCGAGGAUGGACGACUCUGGCUUCUACCUCUGCUUCGCCAACAACUCCGCCGGCACAGACUCCUACAGAGUGAACGUUCAGGUGCGGGAGAGACUUGGGGUGGUGGUGGAGCCAGGACUGCAGCGUGUGGAUCUUGGUCGUCCUGCCUCGCUCACCUGCCGUGUUUCUGGCUCACCUGUCACCUCCCUCACCUGGUACAAGGAUGGCCGGCCCCUACCACCCCUCCCCCGCCUCAGCACCUUCGACAGAUCCCUCCAGAUCGGCCAGGUGUCGCGAGAGGAUGGUGGGAUGUACCAGUGCUUGGCCAAGAACGACGAGGAUGCUGCACAAGGAGCCUCGCAGGUUGACUUAGGCGACUCCGCGCCCAUACUGGAGUACCGAUUCAUCAGUCAAACGCUUCAGCCUGGCCCUUCAGUGAGCUUAAAGUGCAUCGCGUCAGGAGCACCAACCCCGCAAGUCACCUGGACCCUGGACGGCUUCCCUCUCCCGCAGAACGACAGGGUCUACACUUGUCAGGCUGGUGGUGGGUCAGUACGUGGGAAUGGGGGUUCAGUGGUGAGCCACGUGAACCUGACGGGCGUGCGGGCGGUGGACGGGGGCGCCUACACGUGCACGGCGGCCAACAGGGCAGGCUCCACUUCCCACACAGCCCGCCUCAACGUUUAUGGGCCAGCUUAUGUGCGUCCUAUGUCUGUAGUGACGGCAGUGGCUGGGGAGCAGCUCAUCAUGUCUUGCCCCGCGGCGGGUUACCCUCUGGCUAAGAUCACCUGGAAGAGAGAUGGACGAAUUCUACCAAUGACAGCUCGACAAAGUGUACACGAGAACGGAACUCUAACGAUACGAGACGUGCAGAAGGCCGCUGACGGAGGUUCCUACACAUGCACUGCGAGCGACAAACAGGGGCGCUCCCACUCCUCCACCGCCACCGUGCAGGUUCUUGUGCCGCCCAAGGUUCAGCCGUUCAGCCUACGGAAGGACUUGGCCCUCGGAGAGCGGGUGAGCGUCCAGUGCACCGUGAAUGGCGGGGACACGCCGCUGCUGGUGACGUGGACCAAGGACGGUGUGGCGGCGGAGCGCAUACCCGGUACUGAGGUGCGGCAACUGGACCAGUACACCAACAUCCUCACCAUCACGCGCCUCACGCCCCUGCACACCGGCAACUACACCUGCACCGCCACCAACGACGCCGCCACCAUCACCCACACAGCGCCUCUCCGCGUCAACGUUCCCCCGUCGUGGGUGGAAGCUCCGAGGGACUCCUCCGUCACUCUGGGGGGCUCCCUGGCCAUCCCCUGCCACGCUCAGGGAUUCCCAACACCGAGGAUUACUUGGAGGAAGACUCGAGACCAGCCUGGCCAGUACAGCCCUAUCCUUGGGGGUGGUAUGGGGCUCGGCCUCGGCGUGGGCGCGGGUGUGGGCGUUGGCAUGGGCGUGGCGGAGAACGGCAGCCUGGUGGUGGUGGGCGCGAGGGCAGAGGACGAGGGAAAGUAUCUGUGCGAGGCGGCGAAUGGAGUGGGCGGCGGACUGUCUGCCUUGAUCGAUCUCAGUGUUAAUGCACCUCCGAGAUUUGAUCCAGGUCUGCAGAGGACAGUGUCGGUGAGAAGAGGCUCCCAGGCCACUCUCACUUGUCACGCCCACGGAGACCCGCCCAUUACUCUCCUUUGGCAGGCCACCCACACCAACGCCCAUGACAGAAGCGUGGUGCGGGAGGUGGCUGGCGGCGUGAGAGGAGAGCUGGUGAUCCCGUCAGUGAAGAUGGAGGACGCUGGUCAAUUCACCUGCACCGCCUCCAAUACUUACGGCACAGACGCGUUUGUGGUGACGCUGGUGGUGCAAGAUGUGCCAGGCUCUCCACACGGCCUAAGGGUUUCUGAACGAGGCUCCCGCUACCUCACCGUCUCGUGGCUGCCUCCCGUCACCUCACACACUCCCGUCCAGACGUAUACUGUUCAAUACCGUCCAGUGAGAGGUUCUUGGGGUGAGGGGGAGGAGGUCGAGGUCGGGGGGGAGGUGACAACAGCUCGACUGGCGCCUCUUGUCCCAGAUACACAGUACUUGGUCAGGGUUCUUGCCUCAAAUUACCUGGGAUCGUCUCCUCACUCCGAACCCCUUCAGGUUCGAACUGAAGGCGAGGCUCCGUCAGCAGCUCCUACGGGCGUCAGAGCCGACGCCCUCUCCGCCACCAGCCUUCGCGUGGCCUGGGACGCCCCUCCCCCUCACACCCACCACGGGGACCUGCUUGGCUACAACGUGGGCGUCAGGAGGCAUGACAUGGGCGGCGAGGGCGGCUAUAACUUCAGUCUGGUUGGCGUGGGGAGCAGUGUGGGCGGGCGGGAGAAAGUGGACGGGCUGCGGGCGUGGGUGCAGUACGCUGUGGUGGUACGGGCGUAUAACAGUCACGGAACGGGGCCUCUCUCCCAACCUGUUGUGGUGCGCACUUUGGAGGAUGCACAAGAGCCAAAUAAUUUUCUCUGA
This is a messenger RNA of Portunus trituberculatus (swimming crab), 2970 nucleotides long. RefSeq names its product Down syndrome cell adhesion molecule-like protein Dscam2. The record is from RefSeq and is a predicted model, not a curated record. Gene Ontology annotation, cellular component: axon; plasma membrane. The transcript is spliced from 22 exons. Gene Ontology annotation, molecular function: cell-cell adhesion mediator activity. The coding region runs from base 1 to 2970 and encodes 989 amino acids. NCBI's taxonomy places the organism in Eukaryota, Metazoa, Arthropoda, Malacostraca, Decapoda, Portunidae. Gene Ontology annotation, biological process: dendrite self-avoidance; homophilic cell-cell adhesion; axon guidance.